AAAUAUUGUUAGAGGAAGACGUCUCGUCGUAGAGCUCUAUUCCGUCAAUUAAUAGUUUCGGCCGCAAAUGCAAGUGCAAAUCACCAACUACCAAACGUUGGUAUGCGUAGUGCAUGCUAAAUUUAUAGUAAAAACAAUAAGUGUCUCAGCGCGUUAAGAAAAAACGAAAGGAACACUCCAACCAGUCUAAAGAUAACGCGCGUCUGUUGGAACCGUAUAAAAAUCGAUUCGAAUUUGUUAAAUUUCAGCAGGGCGCAUGACAAUUUAGCGGCUUGUAUGUCAUUAUUACUAUGAAAUUGGAUGAAAUUGUCGCAUGGUACCAGAAACGAAUCGGCACCUAUGAUAAACAAGAAUGGGAGAAAACAGUCGAGCAGCGCAUUUUGGAUGGCUUCAAUAGCAUCAAUUUGAAGAACACCAAACUCAAGACAGAACUCAUCGAUGUAGAUCUGGUGCGAGGCUCCACAUUUCCCAAAGCAAAACCAAAACAAACUCUGCUCACUGUCAUACGUUUGGCUAUUCUGCGCUACCUUUUGCUGCCCCUCUACGCACAAUGGUGGGUCAAGCAGACGACUCCCAAUGCCUUUGGCUUUAUACUCUGCCUGUACGUCACACAACUGAUCAAUUGGGCCAUAUACAUCAUGCACAGCAAUCGCCUGGCGCCGCUGGUCUACGAUCGGGAAACAAAUACAACUGUUGUCGAUGAUGUGGCCACGGCUGCCGUCGAUGAUAAGCAGCAUUCGGAGGAGAGUGCCGAUCUGCUUAGUGCGCUGCUAAUACCCUGUGCGCUGAGCUUGUUGAUUAGUUUAAUACACUCGCAGAUUGUGGCAACAAAUACGUCGCCGAGCGGCAGCAACAAGAACAAAUUGCGUCGCUUUUCCAUGUGCGCUUUUGGCGAGAAACAGAAUGCGCCCAGAGAGCAGCGAUUGCGGCGACGCAAAAAGUUUGUUCGCCUGCGCCAAGCCGAAACGGAUAUUUCUCAGCCCAGCAGCAAUCAUUCAUUGAGCGCGCGACGGAGCAAACUGACUCCCCUGAACACCGAAGCCAACUCAGAGUUAAUGCCCUGCAAUUGCAGCCCUUUGCCCAGCGAGGAGACCUUCCCAACCACAACUGCCAUAACCAUACAUCAUCAUCAAGCGGCUGCAGCGGAUAGCACAACGGUCAGCGAGCCGCUGUACGAUCUCAGACAGGUGGCAAAUGCUGCACCUGACAGUCCGCAUAAAAAGCGCAAUGUCAAUUGGCAUACGCCCAUCCAAAUCUAUGCCACAUUCGAUCAGAACGAGCUGCCCUCGUCCAGUAUUGAGCUGAGCAACGGACCAGCGUCGAGUGGCGCAUGCUUGGAUCCCAACUACAGAGCACGUCGCAGUAUUGGCGAAGACGAUGGCUUCGAGAGCCUGAACAAUAAAAGCUCCAGUGGCGAGGAUAACAAUCAUUCUCCCAAUGUUACCAAUGUUGGUAGUGCCAGCACCACAACCACUGUCAUCUCACCGCCCCCUACACAUCUGCGCCUGCGCCUAAAUGUGGGCGGCAGCAACCAGACCAACGGCGGCGGAAGCACCAAUGCGCCGUCAACUGAAAAAAUUACACAUGAAUCCACGAGCAGCUGUGCAGAGUCCGAUGAAUGUGACGAUGCGGAUAUUAUAUCCAGUCCCGCAUCGGCUGGCACACAAGAAUGCAAUACAUCAGCCACCGAUUGGCUGGGCGUGACCACCAACAGUGAGGAUUGCAGCUAUACAUCCGAGUUGGAUCAAUCGGAUGGCGGCUAUAAGCAUCAGCCAUGCAGCGACGAGGAGAUCCCCGACCUGGACAUAACACCCACAACCAUACUCAAUCCGCACAGCAGCAUGGAUCGCAUUAGCUGCACCAUUUGGGAUCAACGCGAUGCGAAAAAGGCGCAAAUGUCUGUGCUGGAGAUAGCCUCCUGUAUUAUUGAGCGCGUCGAUUCGCUGGGCGUGACCAAUGAUUACAUCUACAUAGGCGUCUUUUUCUCAUUCCUACUGACGCUGAUACCCACGUUCUGUCGGCUAUGCGAGAUCACAAUUGAUGCGGAUAAGGCCAGCGAGAUAAGCUAUUUCUAUAUGCCGCAGCUGUUGUGGGAGAAGUCAUCGUCCUCGUUUUUUACACUCUUGGGCUUUGCGUUUGGCGAGGCGCAAUGGGAGCGAACCGUGUUGGCGUUGGGCUUUGUGCAGCGCCUGUGCCUGACACUUAUAUUGUUUAUGAUAUUUGCUGUGGCGGAGCGCACCUUUAAGCAGCGUUUUUUGUAUGCCAAGCUAUUUUCACAUCUGACUUCCUCACGUCGCGCCCGCAAGUCGAAUCUGCCCCACUUUCGGCUCAACAAGGUGCGCAACAUCAAGACCUGGCUGAGCGUGCGCUCCUACUUAAAGAAACGGGGUCCGCAGCGUUCGGUGGAUAUCAUUGUAUCGGCCGCAUUUAUAGUCACCCUGCUGCUGCUGGCCUUUCUCAGCGUUGAGUGGCUCAAGGAUUCGGUGAAUUUGCACACACAUUUGACACUGGAGGCGCUCAUUUGGUCCAUUACCAUUGGCAUCUAUUUGCUGCGCUUCAUGACCCUCGGUCAGAAGAUACAGCAUAAAUAUCGAAGCGUAUCGGUGCUGAUCACCGAGCAAAUCAAUUUGUAUUUGCAAAUCGAACAAAAACCUAAGAAGAAGGAGGAAUUAAUGGUCUCAAAUAGUGUGCUAAAAUUGGCCGCUGAUCUAUUAAAGGAGCUCGAAACGCCAUUCAAGAUCUCAGGCCUCAGUGCCAAUCCAUAUCUUUUCACAACCAUCAAGGUGGUCAUCCUAUCGGCGCUAUCGGGCGUGCUAAGCGAGGUGCUGGGCUUUAAAUUGAAGCUACACAAAAUUAAAAUUAAGUAAGCCAAAAAAAAAAAAAAACAAUAGUAAUCCAAUAAAAAUAUCACACACGGAAGUACAGAAUAGAGCGGAUGCGACGGCCCGGGCGUAUGUUAUAUUUUUGUAGUACAAUUUUUUGGAAAAAAUCUACAAUAUCUAAAUUAACUACAUAUAGAUUAUAUAUACACACAUACAUUAUAUUUUAAAGAAAACAUUUUCAAUAGCUAAUAAAUUAAGUAAGCGAAUGUUUAUGUUUUGUCAUGUGAUUGUUUAGCAGCGUUAACUACUUAACUUAUUAUUAUAUUACAACUAUUAGUGGUGUUUUAACAGAUAUCCUAUUUAUAUAUAUAUAUAUGUUAACAUGAACGUAUCUGAUAGACAUUAGAGCGCCGUGCACAAUCACGUUUAACAUGUUCGCAGAACCUUUUAGCAUAGCAACUUAUCUAUACCUAUAUAUACCAUCUAUUAAUGAAAUAUUAAUGAAUGUAUGUCGUUUUCCUAAUUGUUGUAUGAGAAAAAUGCGUUAUCACAAGUUCAAUUCAAAAAUUAAUAACUAAAAUAGUGCGUU
This is a messenger RNA of Drosophila novamexicana, 3411 nucleotides long. It is a transcript of the gene phtf, whose product is annotated as putative homeodomain transcription factor. Lineage: Eukaryota; Metazoa; Arthropoda; Insecta; Diptera; Drosophilidae. Gene Ontology annotation, cellular component: endoplasmic reticulum. The record is from RefSeq and is a predicted model, not a curated record. The transcript has 9 exons. Bases 291 to 2867 code for a protein of 858 amino acids.